Molecule: messenger RNA, 1966 nt
Organism: Branchiostoma belcheri (Belcher's lancelet)
Lineage: Eukaryota; Metazoa; Chordata; Leptocardii; Amphioxiformes; Branchiostomatidae
Exons: 3
Coding region: 93-1949 (618 amino acids)
Molecular function (GO): oligosaccharide binding
Source: RefSeq, a predicted model, not a curated record
CUUUGAGACUGUCCCUGACUGGCCGCCGCAGCAACGGCCUACAGUUCAACCUAGCUUCCUCAGAGUUGAGCUUUACGUAUACUUUUGCAAUCAUGAAGGCAACGAUCCUUGUAUUUGUCGCUUGUGUCGUUUCUGUGGGGUAUGGCGUCCCAAACGACAUCCUGCGGGAAACAGGGACACACUCCUGCUCGUGCCAGGACAUUGGGAGGCUGGAGGACGCGGUCGGAGACCUCACCCACACGAUCAGUAUCCUAGCAGAUCGACUGUCCCAGAUGGAGACCACCCUCAUGGCCACUCAAACUUUGGCUUCCCUGGACCACGGUCUCGGUACCGAGCUCAACCCCGCCUCCUCCUGCCUUCACAUCAAACAGAACAACCCCUCCAGCCAGGACGGAGCCUACUUCCUCAUCGGGAAGGGCGGAACCAUCUACCAGACCUACUGCGACAUGACCACGGCCGGAGGCGGCUGGACGCUGGUCUCCAGCGUGCACGAGGACGACAUGUACGGCAAGUGUACGGCCGGGGAUCGCUGGUCCAGCACUCGCGGGAACAACCGCAACUAUCCCGGCGGAGACGGCAACUGGGCCAACGUGCACACCUUCGGCUCCAUGGGGUCGGCCACUACCGACGACUACAAGAACCCAGGCUACUUCAGCAUCAGCGCCUCCAACGUCAUGCUGUGGCACGUCCCGAACAACGUACCACCGAAGGACUACAAAACCGCCGCCUACCUUCGGUACCGCACCUCCGAUGAUUUCCUGAAUGGCUACGGAGGCAACCUGUACUCGCUCUUCAAAGAUCACUUCCCCAUUGGCUACAACCUCGGCACGUACACCCUCGACAACGGCCCGGCCAUCCCCAUUGUGUACGAACUGGGUAACGAUACUCUAGUAGAGUCUCUGUUGCCUCCGAACGUUGUUUCCCUACAUGAAGCCGUCCCAGGGUUCGUGCAGUUUCGGGUGUUCACCAACACUCGCUCUUGCACUGCGGUUUGUCCAGGUGUGAACUACGUCGGCGGCAACUCCGAGACAGUGUGUAUCGGCGGAGGGGGGUACUGGGCAGAAGGUCUGUCUCAGUGCGGCGACUACCUGUGGAAGGCCUUCAGCGGCUACGGUACCGGUAUCGGCUGGAGCUCAACUCGACUUGUCACGGACCAGGACGGAGCCUACUUCCUCAUCGGGAAGGGCGGAACUAUCUACCAGACCUACUGCGACAUGACCACGGCCGGAGGCGGCUGGACGCUGGUCUCCAGCGUGCACGAGGACGACAUGUACGGCAAGUGUACGGCCGGGGAUCGCUGGUCCAGCACCCGCGGGAACAACCGCAACUAUCCCGGCGGAGACGGCAACUGGGCCAACGUGCACACCUUCGGCUCCAUGGGGUCGGCCACUACCGACGACUACAAGAACCCAGGCUACUUCAGCAUCAGCGCCUCCAACGUCAUGCUGUGGCACGUCCCGAACAACGUGCCGCCGAAGGACUACAAAACCGCCGCCUACCUUCGCUAUCGCACCUCCAAUGAUUUCCUUGAUACCUACGGAGGCAACCUGUACUCACUCUUCAAAGAACACUUCCCCAUCGGCUACAACCUCGGCACGUACACCCACGACAACGGCCCGGCCAUCCCCAUUGUGUACGAUCAGGGUGACAACAACUUGGUCCAGUCAAUGCUGCCUCCGGAAAUCGUUUCACACAAUGAAGCCGUCCCAGGGUUCGUCCAGUUUCGCGUUUUCACCAACCAAAAAGCGUGCCUGGCUGUGUGUGCAGGCGUCGACUUCGUCGGUAUCAACGCGGAGCACGUGUGUAUCGGUGGGGGAUACGAUCCACACCACGGCGGAAGGCAAUGCGGUGACUACGCGUCCAAGGACUGGGAUGGCUACGGCACGGGCGUCGGUAUGAGCUCCACUCAGCUUGUAACGGAGUCUGUCAUCAUGUUCUUUUACCGUUAAGAAAUGGCACACGAUGG